AUGGCCGCCGGCGUAUGCUGUUCUCAGCUGAAGCUCAACUCAAUCUCCUUCGCCGCAUCGAAACCACAACAAAACCGGCUGAGGUUCAACCCGUCCACCCUUGCUCUACCAUCGUCCUCCAUUGAAUCCUCCGCUGAGCCCCAACCCCUCUUCUCCUCCGUCCGAUCCUUCGCUCCCGCCACCGUCGCCAACCUAGGUCCGGGCUUCGACUUCCUCGGCUGCGCCGUCGACGGAAUCGGCGACCACGUCAGCGUCCGGGUUGACCCCGAUGUCCGGCCCGGCGAGCUUUCCAUCUCCCACAUAUCCGGCGCCGGUUCGAGGCUCAGCAAUAACCCCCUUUGGAACUGCGCCGGCAUAGCCGCCAUCGCGGUCAUGAAGAUGCUCGGCGUCAGAUCCGUGGGCCUCUCCCUCUCGCUCGAGAAGGGCCUCCCGCUCGGCAGCGGUCUCGGCUCCAGCGCUGCCAGCGCCGCCGCGGCCGCCGUCGCCGUCAACGAGCUGUUCGGGGGCCGCCUGUCUCCGUCGGAGCUCGUGCUGGCUGGUCUGGAGUCGGAGUCCAAGGUCUCCGGCUACCACGCGGACAACGUGGCCCCCUCCCUCCUUGGAGGCUUCGUCCUGAUCCGGAGCUACGAUCCCCUGGAAUUGGUCCAGCUCAGGUUCCCCGACGAGAGGGCUCUCCAUUUUGUUCUGGUGAAUCCAGAAUUCGAGGCUCCCACCAAGAAGAUGAGGGCAGCACUGCCGCAGGAGAUCACCAUGUCCGACCACAUAUGGAACUGCAGCCAGGCGGGGGCUCUGGUUGCCUCUGUUCUGCAGGGGGACCUCUUCAGCUUGGGGAAAGCCCUUUCGUCGGACAAGAUAGUCGAGCCAAGGCGGGCCCCCCUGAUUCCCGGUAUGGAGGCAGUGAAGAGAGCGGCCAUCGAGGCUGGGGCUUUUGGAUGCACGAUAAGUGGGGCUGGCCCGACUGCAGUGGCGGUGAUAGACGAUGAGGAGAGAGGCUUGGAGAUUGGGGAGAGAAUGGUGGAGGCCUUCUCCAAGGAAGGGAACUUGAAGGCCAUGGCCAUGAUCAAACAGCUUGAUAGAGUUGGAGCUAGGCUUGUCAGUAGUGUCCCCAUAUGA
This is a messenger RNA of Striga hermonthica, 1113 nucleotides long. NCBI's taxonomy places the organism in Eukaryota, Viridiplantae, Streptophyta, Magnoliopsida, Lamiales, Orobanchaceae. The record is from the annotation of a GenBank genome assembly.